Solanum dulcamara is the source of this 450-nucleotide messenger RNA. RefSeq lists its product as uncharacterized. The transcript has a single exon. Lineage: Eukaryota; Viridiplantae; Streptophyta; Magnoliopsida; Solanales; Solanaceae. Bases 1 to 450 code for a protein of 149 amino acids. The record is from RefSeq and is a predicted model, not a curated record.
AUGGCUCCUUUUGAGGCCUUAUAUGGUAGAAGGUAUAUGCCUCCUAUCAGGUGGUUCGAGGUUGGUGAGGCUAUUUUGAUAGAGCUCGAGUUGGUGUGUGAAGCUAUGGAUAAAGUUCAACUUAUUAGAGAGAGGUUGAAGAUUUUCCAAAGCCGACAGAAGUCUUAUCCAAAUGUAAGGAAAAGAGAGCUUGAAUUUGAGGUUGAUGAUUGGUCAUACUUGAAGACGCCACUUAUGAAGGGUUUGAUUCAUUUUGACAAGAAAUGGAAUCUUAGUUCCCCUUAUAUAAGCUUAUAUCAGAUUUGGAGGCGCUAUAACAAAGUAGCUUAUGAGUUGGAUUUGCCUUCCGAAUUAACAUUAGUGCAUGUGAGGUUUCAUGUUUUAUUGUUGAAGAAGUGUGUUAGUGAUCCUACCUCUAUUGUUCCAUUAGAAAGCAUUGGUGUGAAAUAG